Messenger RNA from Meriones unguiculatus (Mongolian gerbil), 1922 nucleotides. RefSeq lists its product as uncharacterized. NCBI's taxonomy places the organism in Eukaryota, Metazoa, Chordata, Mammalia, Rodentia, Muridae. The record is from RefSeq and is a predicted model, not a curated record. The coding region runs from base 479 to 1552 and encodes 357 amino acids. The transcript is spliced from 4 exons.
ACCUUGUGGGGCAUCAGGAAGGCCAUCCUAUGCCUUGAGGUGAACUGGGGCAGCGAAGGCUUGGAAUUGCCUCAUCUUGGAUCUUCUGCUGCAGUAGUCAUGGGGCAGCAGGUUGCCUCAGCUCCAGCUUUACAGUAGUGUUUGUUUACUUUUUUUUUCUUGAGACAGGGAUUCUUUGUGUAGCCUUGGCUGACCUGGGCUUGCUUUGUAGACCAGGAUGACCCCACAAAGAUCAGCCUGCCUCUGACUCUCCAAGGGCUACAAUUACAGGAAUUGUGCAACCAUGCUCAGAUAUCACUGUUCUGUAUCCUUGGGCCACCAGCUGAGCCCACCACCAUGCUGUGCCUGAUCCUCUGCAAGACUGGGCCAAAAUAAACUCUGCUUCUCCUACGGUGAUUCUUGGCAUCGAUUUGAGAGGAGCCAGGAGAAAGGACUCAAAAAUUAUGCAUCUUGUGGGUGAUCCCAUUCCCCACCUUUAAUGGUGGGGGACAUGGAGGAAGAAUUUCCAGGCAUGGAUCUCUCUAAGGCAGAUCUACCACCAGCAUCCAGAGAAACUGGUUCCAGGCUACCCAUCUCUACCAUUGUGGAUGCUAUGUGUUACUUAUUAUCCAUGGCCUUAGAAACCUUGGGACUCAUAGGAACAAGCAAGCCACAUGACACCCAGGCAGAAAACAAUAUGUGCAUCAGGAGAAAAAGUGUUCGUAACAUCCUUGGAGAAAUCUGGCGUGCUCCAAAGUUCCAUUUUAUCAAGAUUUCUGCAGGUCUUCUUACCCUCCUGCCCACCCUAAGGAGUGACCAUGCCUUGUCCAUGUUUGUGGCAUCUGAGGACAACAAAGUGCAAGAUGUAAAUGAAGUGAGAAGUAGCAAGAGCUCCUCUAGAGCUUGCUCUCCUGAUUUAUACAAGGUGCCGGAGAUUGACUGGCCAGGGAAUUGUGACCAACAGCGCUCUGCUGCACAGGCUGAGAGGAGCAACAGAAAUUCAGGAGAGACAGAGAGUACUCUCUCACUUAGUGACAGCUCAGAGGAUUACCUGUCCUGCCUGGAGGACACUGCUUCUGAUCUGAACUCAGCCUCAUGGGAUGACGGUGUGGAGGCUGACAAUGAGGAGACUGAUAGCACCAUUAUGGUCAGUUCCUCAUCCCUUGAUGAACCGGGGUUCCUGGAAGACAGCAGCUGCAAACAAAUGCCAGGAACACAAGAUGAGGCUGAGGUUACCAACAGCAUCAGUGUGUCUAAUGACAUGAAUGAAACUGACCUACAGUUGAGUGAGAGAACACACAACACUGUUUACUCCAUGGGCUGUGCCAAGAAUAGGAACACUGUAUAUGAAGGAAGCAUGGAAAUAACGUGUGAGGAGUCAGCAUCUGCAUCCAGGGAGGACCAGUUCCAGGAGGUGCCCAUAGUCUCUAAGAGGAAGCGAAGAAGGGUCUGGAAGGGGGUGAAGAGGCAGAUUAGUCACCUGUUUUAUGGUUUAUUCUGUUGUGUCUCCAUCCCAAAGAAAGCAGACACAACCCCCAGGGCUGAAGACCAUGCCCUGGUCUGUGGCUUUUAAGCCACAGGUCUCCGGUUGGCCUGGUGUGGCCUAACAGCCACAGGAGGAAGCCUGGCCAGACCGUGAUUGAGCUGUGUACCCCAAGACUUGUUGUUACCUGUCUGACACCUCUGUCAACCUGGGCACAAGCUCUCUACGCCUCCUUUCCCUGCAGUGUAAACUCUUAGCUCCCUGCUACUUACAUUCAUAACAGUCCCAACACUGUGACUAGACAGAGAAGUCAUUCUCAUGGCCCAGUCACUUGUAUGAAGAAACACCUGACCGGCUUCUACAAUCCUUAUGAAAGAACUUCAUAUUCCAUAUGAUUUGGAGUCUUCAUCUUCAUCAUCAUUUUGAUUCUCUUCAAUGACAAGAUGGAUUGAACUGCAUG